AUGAAGAAGUAUGCCGCGUGGAAGGCUCAGAAGGGGCUCAACUCUGAAAAGUGCCGUUCGGAAUAUGUGACGAUUGCUGAAGAGAUGAUCAAGAAAUACGGGCGGAACAUUGUUCGCUGCAAGUGGAACAGCGAAGUUUGGUCCGUCGAUUAUUAG
Caenorhabditis briggsae is the source of this 156-nucleotide messenger RNA. RefSeq names its product Protein CBR-ACBP-6 (gene Cbr-acbp-6). The coding region runs from base 1 to 156 and encodes 51 amino acids. The record is from RefSeq and is a predicted model, not a curated record. NCBI's taxonomy places the organism in Eukaryota, Metazoa, Nematoda, Chromadorea, Rhabditida, Rhabditidae. The transcript has a single exon. Gene Ontology annotation, molecular function: fatty-acyl-CoA binding.